AUGUUACGACCUGCAACAAAAGAGGAGAAGGAACGACGGAAUGAGAUCCAUGACGAUGCAGAGCCGACAGCGUAUGAAGGUCGGAAUUUCCUCUUCUUAACAGGCCCUUGCCCACGGGGACGGUAUCAGGCAUAUGCUACCCAUAAGUGGCUGGAAAGCAUCAGUGUAUCAGCUCGCCAACAUGUCUCGCGUCUGUCCCUUCUAGUCCAACCCUAUGAGGAAGAUGCUUUCGACGCUGCAACCAGAAGAGCAUACUCGGAGCUAAGCAAAUACAUUUUACAGUAUUUACCAGGGUUCAAAACGCUGUGUCUCAAUAUCUGGGAUGAUGAGAUGAGACUUUACAGUGCGGCGCGCGAGUUCAGUAUCCUUUUGCACAGAGAUGGUAUCAAGCUUAUCGUCCGAUGCAACUGGUGGGGUGGAGAGUCCAGAGAAUACAACAAUGCUGGAGCAUUCUUAGAAGCCAUGACUACAGUAACACGAACAAGACGCAGGCAGACGUUCAGUGAGGAAAUGCAGGAUGAUGACACUGGAGAGGACAACCUGAAUGAACAAGACGAGGCUCAUGAGGCUUUACACAAAAAGCUCGGCAUGACAGGAGAUGACAGAAAGAGAAAUGAUGAGGUUCAGGAAGCGUUGAAUUCCUUUUCAGUCGUCAAAUCCGAUACCGAAGAUGGGCAUGAAUCUGAAGAUGAUUGGACCGACGCGGCGAUGAGUCCUAUGGAGACUGAGAAAGACUGGCAGAUACUAUAA
Molecule: messenger RNA, 750 nt
Organism: Alternaria atra
Lineage: Eukaryota; Fungi; Ascomycota; Dothideomycetes; Pleosporales; Pleosporaceae
Exons: 1
Coding region: 1-750 (249 amino acids)
Source: RefSeq, a predicted model, not a curated record